CUCUCUCUCCUUGCUCUCGCGCAUCUCUUUCAUCCCUCUCGCGACUGAGAAAAAACCGCCGGCGCCAAACAGAUGGGAGAACAUCCGCGGAAUUGGCGAGCACUACCGCGCAGAGAAUAACGGUCGAAACUCAACGUUUACCGACAACAACUUCCGUCCGACCGAAACACUUGUGGACUGAGAACUUGAGGACAUUUUACGACUCAUACGACUGGAAAAGGCAGGGUGGGCCAUGCCAUUCGGCUGUUUAAAACCUGGCGAGAAGAAGGACUACACCAGUCCCACAGAAAUCUCAGAGAAAUAUGAUCUGGGGCAGAUCGUUAAAUCGGAGGAGUUCUGCGAGAUCUUCAGGGCGAAGGAUAAGAACACGCUGAAAAUGUACACCUGCAAAAAAUUCCUCAAGAAAGAUGGAAGAAAAGUGCGGAAGGCUGCAAAGAACGAGAUUCUCAUCCUAAAGAUGGUGAAACAUGUCAACAUCCUCCAGCUGGUGGACGUCUACGAGACAAGGAAAGAGUACUACCUGUUCCUUGAGCUAGCUACAGGUCGAGAGGUGUUCGACUGGAUAUUGGAUCAAGGCUAUUACUCGGAGAAAGACACCAGCAAUGUGAUCAGACAGGUGAUGGAGGCUGUGGCUUACCUGCACAGCCUGAAGAUUGUUCACAGGAACCUAAAGCUUGAGAAUCUGGUGUACUACAACCGACUGAAACAUUCGAAAAUAGUCAUCAGUGAUUUCCAUCUGGCAAAACUGGAAAAUGGACUCAUCAAGGAGCCUUGUGGAACCCCAGAGUAUCUAGCCCCAGAGGUUGUUGGGAGACAGAGAUAUGGGCGACCUGUGGAUUGCUGGGCUCUUGGUGUGAUCAUGUACAUACUGCUUUCCGGAAAUCCUCCAUUCUACGAUGAAAUGGAUGAAGAUGAUUAUGAAAACCACGAUAAGAACCUCUUCAGGAAGAUUCUUGCUGGAGACUAUGAGUUUGACUCGCCAUACUGGGAUGAUAUUUCAGAAUCCGCAAAAAAUUUAGUGUCACGGCUGAUGGAGGUGGACCAAGACCAGAGAUUAACUGCUCAAGAGGCCAUCAACCAUGAAUGGAUUUCCGGAAACGCUGCCUCUGACAAGAACAUCAAAGAAAAUGUGUGCGCUCAAAUCGAGAAGAACUUUGCUAAAGCGAAGUGGAAGAAAGCCGUACGAGUCACGACCAUGAUGAAGCGUUUGAGGGCUCCGGAACAUCAGACUGCAACAGCGGCCGCACCAGCUUCCGCAAACCCUGCACCAAGCACCCAGGAAAACCCUCAAUCUCCACCGGAGGCCUCCGUAGCCCCUACAGCCGAGAGCAAGGCCCCUGCCGCGGAGAUUCUUAGCACCCAACCUGAACCGGCGACUGAUACCCCUGAACCACCAGCUGACCCCAUUCCGCAGAUCCCGAUUGCCGAACAGCUCGAUCCCACAUCCAGAUGCAACGGAGAAGCUUCAGCUGGCCCGGCGUCAGACACUGGCGAGGAACCAAGCGGUUAAUAAGGCUUUCUCUCACAUCCUGCACACUGUACAUAAGCAGCUAGCAUGCUAAUACUGAUCUGCAGCACAUAGCCUCGCACACUUUUAAGAGUUGACUAACAACACCGGGAGCUCAGCAAACAUCUGUUUGUUUUCUAUACUAAGGUGUGUGACUUUGUAAAUGUUGCAUAAAAUGAAGUAAAAAGCUGUUUUCUGCUUACAUUAAGCCAAGAUUGGACUUAGCACAGAUCUGCUUAUUCAUGUAUGUUUUAGGAUAGAUCAUAGCAGACAUCUAUACAGUUUAUUUAAUAGAAGUUUAGUCUAGCUUAGUUGUUAUUUUUAGUUAAGUAGUGAUGCGCCCAAAUUUUUGGCUGCUAAAAAUGUCACUAUCCAUGCACAUUUAUUUAUUCUCCCAUGUUUUUUUUUGUGAAGUGUAAAGUUUCUGUAAAUAGCUUACUAACCUAGACUAGACAAAGCCAAGACCAGCAUGCUUUUUUUAAAUCUUGCGUUCAAGCCAUGCACACAUGCGUCUAUAGUUUAGCUUCACUAGGAUAUUUGACGGCGUUGACGAACCCACUGUUGGUUUAACACGGUUUAUAUGUUAAAUACUAUUGCAGCAUUCUGCAGCAACAAAAGGAGGAUUUUAUCUUCAAGUACUAAUGGCGGUGUAAUGGUUGAGACAUGUGGCCCAAUAAAUGGAGCAGAGUAGGUAAAUGUACCACAAACCUCAAAACUGCUUGGUAGCUAUAGCCACAUGAACAGUGGAAAAAAACAGUGACGUGAUCUUAUACUGUAUUAUAAAAUCAUUUGCAUACACUGUACAUGUUAUGCAUAAUAAACCUGUUCAUCGUAAAGUACAGAUCCACACACAUACAAUAGUAAUGUUUUGGAUACCUUGCUUUCUUAAAUUCUUAAUUUCUUAAAUUUAUCUAAAAUACAGAGAGGCCAUUUUAUACCUGCUUUAAAACAUCUGUUGAUUUGAAUAUAUACUCAUAUUCAUUAUAUGGUGGUUUUACUCUUUAAACUUUCUUUAAAAAAGCCAUGAUGUGUUCUAAGAUAUAUCAAAUAUAUUGUUUUAAAAAACUGAAUUAUGUAUUAUCAUAGUCUAUAUCACAUUCAAACACGAAGCAUGUAAAUGCAUAUCAUUUAUAUUUAAUAAUUUUUUCGCUCUCACUUUAAGAAAAUCACUUAACGUAUAUAAAAAAUAAGUGACAGAAUAUUUUGGAAUGUAAAUUUCCCUGCAGUUUACUUAACAAGCAUUGUAUGCUGAUUUACACAUUUACUGGUGUGUAGGACAUGUAAGAAGGCGAUUAUAUCCUAACAAUUUUAACACUAAUAACUAUAAUAAUAUUAAUCAUUUGAAUACACCCCCUAAUUUUUAUAAACCUUUAAAACACAUUCUUCAUAAUUAUCAUUUGUUUUGAAUUGUGUGAAAUAUACGUAUAAUAUUACUUUUAAUAAUAGUUUACUGAAUAGAUAUGUCGUUUCUUCAACAACCAACAUUUUCACGAUUCUAUACAGAUGUUUUAUGUACUUUCUCAUUUACUGUAAGUAAUUCUACCACUGUACACACAUCUGUUACUCACAAUUGUAAUUUAUCUACUAACUGGUUUACUCGAGAGCUGUUUAAAAAAUGAAAUCUAAUUUCUUGCUUUCAGACUUUAUAUAUGAAAAGUAUUUUUUUGGUUAUACAAAUAUCUCAUUUUGAUUUACGCACAAGAGAAAGACAGGUAGGAUUUUAGGAGCUUUGAGAAACGGAUGCCCUCUCAUGAGCAAUAGUCUACAACUGCGAUACUGUGAUGCUGUUUUCAAUGUGUUAACACGCGAUCUUUGAUUGGUGUGUCUGUUGAAGUGGCCCACUGGCAAUAGUGAUGUCAUAGAGGAAGGCAAGCAUUGGUUUAAGCCCUGUUUAUCAUGCCUUUCACUAGUUAUCACACCAACUUAAAAUCCUUGCUUAUAAUUAGUGUCUUCAUAAAGAAUGUUUUUGAUGUAGCCUGUCACAAAAAAAAUGACAUUACGGGUUUCCCCUCAAGUGGCCAACAAUUUGUAAUUGUAGUGCAGUUGCUUCAAAAUCAUGAAGGCCUUGAUAUGCAAUUAUGGUCUGUCAGCGGUCUAUUGAUUUCAGGAGGAUACAAGGCAACGGUUUGUGUUUGUGCUGUCACAGGUUUCUGCUAAAGUCGGCUUUGAUUAAAUAUUCUUUAGAUCUUGGAUUGCGUCGUGUCAUUUUGUGUGUUUUUUUCUUAUAAAAUAUUUCACUUGUUAAAUCGUUCUCACGCUUUUGUUCUAUCUAAUCUAAGACUUUUGAGAUGUGAUUCGUUAUUCUGUUUUUGCUUUUCACACUUAACUACUAAAAGCUAAAAGACCUCAAAUAAAAAACAGUGAUAAGCAAUGUUAUAUUGUAUGUAGGUCUAAAGAACUUAUUUAUAGCAUCCGUGUGUACUUAAACCGCAACUAGAUACUGUGAACCACGAUUUAAAGCAAUUUUUUUAAUAGUGCUUCACAAUUGCCUUUGGUGUUCUGGUGGUCUGUUGGUUUUCUCCUUAUUUCUCUGAUGUUCUUCUCAGUGUGAUUGAACGUGAAUACAGUGAGGACUGUCCUCCUUCCACCUCUGUAUUCUUCAACUGACUGUCAUGCUUUAAAGAAAAUAAACACAUUCUGAAUGAU
Molecule: messenger RNA, 4153 nt
Organism: Triplophysa dalaica
Lineage: Eukaryota; Metazoa; Chordata; Actinopteri; Cypriniformes; Nemacheilidae
Gene: camkvb
Product: CaM kinase-like vesicle-associated b
Exons: 11
Coding region: 233-1510 (425 amino acids)
Biological process (GO): peptidyl-serine phosphorylation
Cellular component (GO): intracellular anatomical structure
Molecular function (GO): ATP binding; calcium/calmodulin-dependent protein kinase activity; calmodulin binding
Source: RefSeq, a predicted model, not a curated record